Lycium barbarum (goji berry) is the source of this 1107-nucleotide messenger RNA. Its product is annotated as exopolygalacturonase-like. Gene Ontology annotation, molecular function: polygalacturonase activity. NCBI's taxonomy places the organism in Eukaryota, Viridiplantae, Streptophyta, Magnoliopsida, Solanales, Solanaceae. The transcript has 4 exons. The record is from RefSeq and is a predicted model, not a curated record. The coding region runs from base 1 to 1107 and encodes 368 amino acids. Gene Ontology annotation, biological process: carbohydrate metabolic process.
AUGACUCCUUCCCAUUUCUUCUUCCAUUUCCUAUCUUUCUUUGUCCUUUUCUUGAUAAUAGUUAAGAGUUCUCAAGUUCAUGGUAAAGGUGUUGUGUUCAAUGUUCAAGAUUUUGGUGCCUUUCCAGAUGGGAAGACUGAUAGUAGCCAGGCCUUUUUGAAGGCAUGGAACCAAACGUGUCAAAGCAAGGAAGGAGGCACAAUCUUUAUUCCAACAGGGACUUUCUUGUUGAAUACAGUGACAUUUAAUGGCCCAUGCAAUGGCCAAACUAUUUUUAACAUUAAUGGAGUUUUGAGAGCUCCCUCUGGUGAAAGCAGAGAUGAAUUCUGGAUAUUAUUUCAGCAUAUUAAUGGGCUGACUAUUAAUGGAAAAGGUUCUUUAGAUGGCCAAGGCCCUUCUGCAUGGUCCCUUACAAGUAAAGCCAACAACAAGAAUCCUCCCGUGAUUGGUAAUAGCCAGGGAGUACAUUUUCAGGACGUGACAAUAACAGCACCCGGCGAUAGCCCAAAUACUGACGGGAUUCAUAUAGGCAACUCCAGCGAUAUCUCUGCUAACAACCUGAAAAUUUCGACCGGAGAUGAUUGCAUUUCUAUUGGCCCCGGUAGUUCGAAUAUUAACAUUUCCGAGGUCCAUUGUGGCCCUGGUCAUGGAAUUAGCAUUGGAAGUUUAGGGAAGUACCAAGAUGAAGGUGAUGUUAAUGGAGUUAUAGUGAAGAAUUGUACCAUUGUGAGGACUACAAAUGGAGCAAGGAUAAAGAGUUGGGCACCUUCACCUCCUAGCAAAGUUUUCAAUGUCACUUUUGAAGAUAUUAAUGUGCAAUAUGCUGAAAAUCCUAUCAUCAUUGAUCAGCAAUAUUGUCCUCACUCAUCUUGUAGUAAAGAGGGUAACUCACAAGUGGAGAUUUCAAAUGUUAAAUUCAUUGACAUAAGAGGAAUUGCAGCUUCAAAAGUGGCAGUUUCUCUUAAUUGCAGCAAAAGUGUGCCAUGCCAAGGGAUUGAGCUAAGGGGUUUAGACUUAAUUUUCAAUGGCCAAGAGGCCACAACUGCAACUUGUUACAAUGCAAAUAUGAGCUUUUAUGGACAGCAAACUCCUUCUGGCUGUACAUGA